Selaginella moellendorffii is the source of this 1135-nucleotide messenger RNA. RefSeq names its product peroxidase 27-like. Gene Ontology annotation, molecular function: heme binding; peroxidase activity. The record is from RefSeq and is a predicted model, not a curated record. Gene Ontology annotation, biological process: response to oxidative stress; hydrogen peroxide catabolic process. Lineage: Eukaryota; Viridiplantae; Streptophyta; Lycopodiopsida; Selaginellales; Selaginellaceae. The transcript is spliced from 4 exons. Bases 34 to 1017 code for a protein of 327 amino acids.
GCGAUCAACCCAUUCAUCGGUAGGAAAUAUUGCAUGAUAUCCAUUGUCAACAUCCAAGGUCUAUCCAUGGGUGCAAAGUUCUUGCUUGUGUUGGUAGUAGUGGCGACUGUUUCGAGCAAUUGUAGAGUACAAGGAGCACUGGACCGAGGAUUCUACGAUGAUUCGUGCCCUCCUUUCGAAGUGAUCGUCUCUGGAACCGUCCAAAGUUUCCUCGAUAGAGAUCCUAGUGUUGCUCCAGGUCUUCUCCGGAUGCUCUUUCACGACGCUUUUGUUGGAGGCCUUGAUGGGUCACCCUUGCUCAAUUCAUCGGGAGGGAGUGAUCCACCAGAGAGACUUGCGACUCCAAAUCUCUCGCUGCAUGGCUUUGAUUUGAUCGACGCGAUCAAGUCCAAGCUCGAGGGGAUUUGCCCCGGCAUUGUUUCCUGCGCGGAUAUCUUGGCAACCGCGGCCAGGGACGCCAUAACUUUGACGAAUGGACCGUUUUGGAGGGUGAAAUUCGGUCGGCGAGAUGGAAGAAGCUCAAACUUCAACGAAGCAAACCAUCUCCCCAGCCCAUUCGAAGACGCAAAUGGACUGCUUGCGAAAUUUGCCGCGAAAGGCUUCACUGCCGAGGAAAUGGUGCUCCUCCAAGGAGGAGGACACAGCAUUGGUGUGGGGCACUGCCCACUCAUCGCGUCUCGCCUCUCCAACCCAGACCCCACAUUGGAUCCCUCCUACGCCGCGCAGCUCCGACCGAUUUGCAGCGCCAACGCCAAUGCCGCACUGCCCAACGAUCCAGUCACGCCACCGCUGCUCGACAACCAGUACUUUGCAAACGUCCAGGCCAGGAAGGGGCUCUUCACCUCGGAUCAAGAGCUCCUUUUCGAUGGGCGCACGAAGCCAGCGAUCGACAAGUACGCAGCCUCCAGCAGCGCGUUUGCGAGGGAUUUCUCGAAGGCGAUUCAGAAGCUCUCGGAGCUUGGCGUGCUCACGGGCUCGCAGGGAAGCGUCCGGAAGAUCUGCGCCAUUGCCAACUAAGCCCUCGUUUUAGACACGUAAUACUCAUAACGUGGCAAAAUAUUUGCCACGCGUCAAAUAUGAUAAGAUCUGUGAAAAUAUAAUUACCAUACGAUUAAUUAAUUUUAUAACCAAAUCA